Molecule: messenger RNA, 752 nt
Organism: Myotis davidii
Lineage: Eukaryota; Metazoa; Chordata; Mammalia; Chiroptera; Vespertilionidae
Product: histone deacetylase 8
Exons: 6
Coding region: 1-573 (190 amino acids)
Molecular function (GO): histone deacetylase activity
Source: RefSeq, a predicted model, not a curated record
AUGUUCAUUAAUGAGGAACAUCUCAAAGAAAAGGAAAGGACCCAAGAGUUUUAUAGAGGCAGAGAUGAAGCAUCUGGUUUUUGUUAUCUCAAUGAUGUUGUCCUGGGAAUAUUACGAUUGCGACGAAAAUUUGACCGUAUUCUCUAUGUGGAUUUGGAUCUGCACCAUGGAGAUGGUGUGGAAGAUGCCUUCAGUUUCACCUCCAAAGUCAUGAUGGUGUCCCUGCACAAAUUCUCCCCAGGAUUUUUCCCAGGAACAGGUGAUGUGACUGAUGUUGGCCUAGGGAAGGGACGGUACUACAGUGUGAAUGUGCCCAUUCAAGAUGGCAUACAGGAUGAGAAAUAUUACCACAUCUAUGAAAGUAUACUAAAGGAGGUAUAUAUGGCCUUUAAUCCCAAAGCGGUGGUCUUACAGCUGGGAGCUGAUACAAUAGCUGGGGAUCCCAUGUGCUCCUUUAACAUGACUCCAGUGGGAAUUGGCAGGUGUCUUAAGUACAUCCUUCAGUGGCAAUUGGCAACACUCAUUUUGGGAGGAGGCCUUGAACUUCCCAGUUCCACACUGUGCAUGGUCUGACUGGUCUACUGAAGUCUGACUACCAGGUGGUUUAAAAAUAUUAAGGGUAUGUUUGGGUGAAAUUCUGCAAGUUGAAAUUGUCUUUUUAGCCCUUUUAUUAAAACAUUUUUCUCUCCUUCCUUACCCUCUUCCCUCUCCUGCUGUUUUGUAACUAUUCUUUCCUAACUUCACAAUUCUUG